This is a messenger RNA of Syngnathus acus (greater pipefish), 2226 nucleotides long. It is a transcript of the gene st6galnac3, whose product is annotated as ST6 (alpha-N-acetyl-neuraminyl-2,3-beta-galactosyl-1,3)-N-acetylgalactosaminide alpha-2,6-sialyltransferase 3. The coding region runs from base 649 to 1569 and encodes 306 amino acids. Lineage: Eukaryota; Metazoa; Chordata; Actinopteri; Syngnathiformes; Syngnathidae. The record is from RefSeq and is a predicted model, not a curated record. Gene Ontology annotation, biological process: oligosaccharide metabolic process; ganglioside biosynthetic process. The transcript has 5 exons. Gene Ontology annotation, molecular function: alpha-N-acetylgalactosaminide alpha-2,6-sialyltransferase activity.
GUUAUUAUAAUAAAGCAGCCAGUCUGCACUCAAACUUCAAGUCGCAAGUUUUGAUUGCAUCCGAGUACAAAACAUCAAAGUGGCCAGCAAGGUGGGGUAGGGCUUCACAUUUUGGUUUGAAAUUAGUGGUGAAGGUUACGAUUAAUGUAAAUCUCAAAUUAGGAUAAGAAGUCAAGAUUACGAUGAGAAUUUCAGGCAAUGACUAGGAUUCAGGACAUAGUUAGCGUUUCAAUCCAGGUUUAGUAUUUCAAGACAGUGGCUUUCAAAAUGAUCAUUUCAGGCCAAGAUUAGGGUUAAAACUUCGGGUUUCAUAUUCCUGUUAGGGUUCUGAAUCCGAUCCCAACCCUCACUGACAGGAAGCGGACCCCAACCACGUGACUUGCGCUCAGACAAGAGGCGAACAGGAGGAUGAGUGGGCGGGUCCUUUUACGCGUGUGGACCAAUCAGAUCGCAAAUAACUUCUCGCAGCAGCAGCUCCACUAAGGAGGAGGGAUGGAAGAAAAAAAGGGCCGCAGAGGAGACGAAUAACGGUACCGACCCUCGAGCUGGUUCUUAGCCUUUUUUUCUCCUGCACCGAAUGUCGCGGGGGACCUUUCAUGGCGUCGCGGCGCUGCUGACGAGCGUUCAAAGAGCAUCGUGGAAAUAAAGAUGGCCUGGAUUUGGAAGAGAAAGUCGGUGAUCGCCACCGGACUGGUGGCGGCGGUGUCGCUCUUCCUGCUGGCCGUCCACCUGGCCGAGAAGCCCUACUUCCCGUGGCAGCCCGCAUUAGGCGAGGCAUUGGGCAGCCACUGGGCGCCAUCCAAGCAACCGUACCAGGCUUUCAAACCUCAUCCAGGAUACGUCAGCAUCCCCAAACAGGAACCCUUGAAGCUCAAGUGCGAGCUGUGCAGCGUGGUGUCCAGCUCGGGCCAGAUGCUGGGCCAGGCGGCCGGGGCGCUCAUCGACCGCUCGCCGUGCAUCUGGCGCAUGAACAACGCGCCCACGCGGGGCUUCGAGGGCGACGUGGGCCGGCGCACCACGCUGCGGGUGGUGUCGCACACCAGCGUGCCGCUGCUGCUGCAGAGGCCGCAGCACUUCUUUGGCCAAAACAACCAGACGCUCUACGUGGUGUGGGGCCCGCUGCGCAACAUGCGCACCGACGGCAAGGGAGUGGUGUACAACAUGUUGCGCAAGGCGGCCGACAACUACCCGCACGCACGCAUCUACGCCACCACCGACGACAGGAUGAAUUAUUGCGACAUGGUCUUCAAGAAGGAGACGGGCAAGGACAGGAUCCAGUCAGGGUCGUACCUCAGCACAGGCUGGUUCACGCUCAUCCUCGCCAUGGACAUGUGCAAAGAGAUCCACGUCUACGGCAUGAUCAACGACACCUACUGCAAGACCGAAGGCUACCGCAAAGUCCCUUACCACUACUACGAGGCCGGCAGCCGGGACGAGUGCGCCGAGUACUUGUUGCACGAGAGUGCCCCGUACGGAGGGCACCGCUUUGUCACCGAGAAAAGUGUGUUCGCCAAGUGGACCAAAAAGCACGCCAUCAAGUUCUUCAAUCCACCCUGGCAGCUGUCGUGACGCUCAAAAAGGCUUAUUCUGCACUUCAUUGGCUUUUUGCUUGUUUGGCCGACACCGGACCCUUCUUGUCAUUGACGUCAUGCAGUGGUCCGGCCGAGACUUUUUUGGAAGUGACGACCCGAAGGAAAGAAACUGUGAGUUGGUGAUAGAAAGAUGUCGCGGUAAGCCGUGGCAAGUCGUGGUCAUGGUAAGGCGGCUGCAGAAUUGAUGGCGCCAUCCGAUUGGGCCACAAGUAAAGGCAGCGAGCGACAUGGGCACUCCAAACCCUCACAAAGCAUUGGAGGGUUAGCACUUUUUUUUAGUUUGCAGUGCAAGUUGCGCAGCCAUUGUUUUAACAACAGGAAGAAAAAAAAAAGCCCGUUUUGUGGAUGUCACAGGAGGCACAGUCUGGCGGGUUCAGAAUCCACUGUCUGCUGAAUGAGACACUUGUGAAGGUUGAGGCAAAAAGACGUUGCCACUCCAAACCUUCCUCAGCCUUUGAGUGCCGUAUUUUUCUUUUGUGUUUUUGCAGUGCAAAUCAUGCAGUAGUCCAGCAAAUACGAUGAACUUUUUAACAAGGACUAAACUGAAGGAAGAAACUGUCCGUUUGCCAGUUAGCAGCUUUUGCGGAGUGCAAACUUAAGCCAAUCCUAAUCGCGGAACCAACGCUCUGCUCUG